Penicillium cosmopolitanum is the source of this 1110-nucleotide messenger RNA. RefSeq lists its product as uncharacterized. Bases 1 to 1110 code for a protein of 369 amino acids. Lineage: Eukaryota; Fungi; Ascomycota; Eurotiomycetes; Eurotiales; Aspergillaceae. The transcript has 2 exons. Gene Ontology annotation, molecular function: ribokinase activity. Gene Ontology annotation, biological process: D-ribose metabolic process. The record is from RefSeq and is a predicted model, not a curated record.
AUGGCUCCUCUCAUCCGCGUCAUUGGCUCCCUCAAUGCCGACAUGGUAUCCGUCACGCCCCGCUUCCCUGACCCAGGCGAGACGAUCACCUCUUCCUCGUACUUCACCAGCGCCGGCGGAAAAGGCGCCAACCAAGCCGUCGCCUGCGGGCGAAUGUCACGACCCCAACCUUCCACCGAAGGCCUGAAUACCCAAAGCGAUGUCCUCGUGGAAAUGGUCGGGGCCGUCGGGGCAUUGGACGGCCACUUCUCGGCGCUACUGAAGCCAACGCUAGAGAAAUCCGGCGUCGACCCGUCACGCUCAUCAUCGUCGACUCAUCAGCCGGUGGCGAGAACAGGAUCUUAUUCUCCCCCCGGCGCAAACUACGACGGCAUGCAGCCGAUUCCAGAAGUGCUGGGAACUGCUCUGGCGGCACCAGUGCCAGAUGUGAUUGUCAUGCAGGGAGAGAUCCCCGUCCAGACGGUGAUUGGAAUCUUGCGCGAGAUUGCCGAAUAUAAAUCCAAGAGCCGAGCUGCUGGCAAGCGCGGUAUUGAAUGCGGACCCGACGUCAUGCUUAAUCCUGCACCUGCACCACCAGGAGGUCUACCCGAGGAUGUUUACGCAGCGGUGGACCACCUGAUUCUGAAUGAGACAGAGGCAGAACUUAUGACUCCACCGAUGGACCAAUUGUUGCGUGUUGUUCCAGACGCGGAGGGUCUGGAUGGCAAGGAGAAGGUUGCGCGGUAUUUCCACAAGCUGGGCGUCACUUAUCUACUCAUUACGCUUGGGUCCAAGGGAGUCUGGUACAGUUCUAUGGAUGGCGGGUUGACCGGUCCCAGCGAUGGCGUGCAACGCUUCACCAAUGAGCUCCCUGCGGCCCCGGUAUCUCAAGUUCUCGAUACGACGGCGGCGGGUGACACAUUUGUCGGAGCAUAUGCGGUCAAGGUGGCGCGGUGGCGGGAACAGCGUCGUGUCGAGAGUAAGGCGGGUCAAGACGUCACGGAUACUGAGAAGCCGCAUCGGUUUAAGGAAUUCAUGGAUGAGGCGAUGCGGUUUGCAGCACGCGCCUCGGCGCGUGCGGUUGAGCGUCAGGGAGCAAUGGAUAGCAUUCCAUUUGAGAAUGAAGUGUGA